ACGAAGCUGUGGACUGUGGUCUGUGGGAGGGGAUUGGACCAAUUUGUUACGUUGACCAAGGGGAGCGCGACUAUUCAUGCCCUAUGACUGUAUGUAUGUAUCGGUUCUCGACGAAACGACAACUGGUCGCUUAAAUGCGCCACUUUCCUUUUCACAAUCUAAAGUCGCCCUUUUUCAAGUGCCAAGUGUUCUCCCUCGCCGAAUUUUUAGGUGCGCCACCACUCGGAUCUUCUCUCCCUCCCGCUAAUCAGACUCUUAGGUUUUUCUUCUCUGUAAUUCCAUUGGUUGCCUUUUUGCUUGUGCACUGGACUCAGCCCCUCGUUGUCCGAGGCGGCUAAGCUCAUUUUUGCUGAUUGGUUGAACAACUCUUUCAUUUGGCCAUCUGAACUUUCGAUUUGCUGCGUUUUUUGUUCCUUCAUCUCAGGUUUAUUUCUUUAAUCGCCGGUAGCAAUCGGAGAGUUCCCCCGGGAUUGCUUCCGUUCAGGCAUUAAAAUUUCUUCAGCUUCCCAAGCGAGUGCUCUGAGAGAAAAUGGAUCAACAUGGAAAUGGACAACCACCGGGUAUGGGGGUGACCACCUCUGGUUCAGUGGCAUAUGGUGUUCCCUCGUACCAGGCUAACCAAAUGACAGUGCCUACAUCUGUCGGUCCUAUCCAAUCUCCGCAAAAUCUAGGUCUUCCUGCCUCGUCAACUCAGAUGCCACCACACCAACUUGCAUAUCAGCACAUGCAUCAACAGCAGCAACAACAGUUGCAGCAACAACUUCAAUCUUUCUGGACAAACCAAUAUCAAGAAAUUGAGCAGGUUACUGAUUUCAAGAACCAUAGCUUGCCGUUGGCUAGGAUCAAGAAAAUCAUGAAGGCCGACGAAGAUGUGAGGAUGAUAUCAGCGGAGGCACCUGUUGUUUUUGCACGUGCUUGUGAGAUGUUUAUCCUUGAAUUGACUCUGCGUGCUUGGAGUCACACUGAGGAGAACAAGAGGAGGACACUUCAGAAAAACGAUAUUGCUGCAGCCAUAACAAGGACUGACAUCUUUGAUUUCUUGGUCGACAUUGUGCCACGAGAGGAUUUGAAAGAUGAAGUGCUGGCUUCAAUCCCUAGAGGGACCCUUCCUGUUGGGGCUCCUGCAGAGCUCCCGUAUUAUUACAUGCAAGCGCAAUCUGCUCCUCAGGUUGUUGGACCUUCAGGGAUGUACAUGGGUAAGCCAGUGGAUCAAUCAACCCCUUAUGCACAGCAGCCUCAUCCCUAUAUGGCUCAAUCAAUAUGGCCUCAGCAGCAGCAGCAACCACCAUCAGAUUCAUAACCAGGUGCCAGUAACAAAUCAAAUAAAAUUUCAACAUGAACAUCUAGUAGCAAAGGAGAACAUCAUUGAGCAAGCAGGUUGCACAGUAGAAAGAUACUACGGGAUGGUAGAUGAAACACAGCCAGCUUUAAGCUCUUGUUUCUGAUGUAGCUCAAUCUGCAUGAAAUGAACUCUAUGGUUUCUAUGGUGUAUACUUUUGACUGACAUGUCAAGAAGAAUGUUAAGGCUGUCAUUAUUGUGAGACUGAAGUAAUAUCAAACCAUUAAGCUGUUUUUUGUCUUUGAGUGCU
Cuscuta europaea is the source of this 1589-nucleotide messenger RNA. NCBI's taxonomy places the organism in Eukaryota, Viridiplantae, Streptophyta, Magnoliopsida, Solanales, Convolvulaceae. The record is from the annotation of a GenBank genome assembly.